This is a messenger RNA of Blastomyces gilchristii SLH14081, 282 nucleotides long. RefSeq names its product dipeptidyl aminopeptidase. NCBI's taxonomy places the organism in Eukaryota, Fungi, Ascomycota, Eurotiomycetes, Onygenales, Ajellomycetaceae. The record is from RefSeq and is a predicted model, not a curated record. The coding region runs from base 1 to 282 and encodes 93 amino acids. Gene Ontology annotation, molecular function: metallodipeptidase activity. The transcript has 2 exons. Gene Ontology annotation, biological process: proteolysis.
AUGGCUGAUGUGCUGGCAGAGACCAAAGCGCCUGUCAUCUUCUUCCACUCGUCUGCCUAUGCCCUCUCAAAGCACCAUAGAAAUGUGCCGGAUUGUCUUGACAUAUCCGCAUAUCCACAGCUAGCCAAGGUCCUCCUCAAGCGUGAAGCCACGGAUGAACAAGUCCAAGAGUUUGCUGGAGAAAACAUCUCUCGAGCCUGGUCUGAGGUAGAGGACUAUUCCAAGAUAUUAAAGUCUGCCAUGGAAAAGCCCAAUCAGGCGACUUGGCUGGGACGGAAAUAG